UCUCCUCUUCUCUUCUCUUUCAAACUCUCUUUAGUUCAAUAUGGAGCUCAUUUCAACAUCAUUCAAAAUGGAUUUCUCAUACCUCUUCCUUUGUUAUUUGGUUCCUCUUUUUCUCAUUCUUGCUUCUGGCAUUUGGUCAUUGAAAACCAGGCACAAAAAUCUGCCACCAGGGAGUUUCGGGUGGCCGCUUAUUGGUGAAACUAUUGAAUUCGGGUCAAAACCAGAGAAGUUUGUUCUUGAUAGAAUGAACAAAUACUCUCCAGAUAUUUUCAAAACCAAUAUUCUUGGAGAAAAAAUGGCCGUAAUCUGCGGUCCGAAUGGCCACAAAUUUCUCUUCACCAAUGAACAUACAAUCUUCACUCCAUUCGUUCCCUAUUCCAUGCAAAAAUUGUUCCUCUCUUCAGCUCCUCGUGACUUGAAUUUCAGAGAAACUGUGAAAAACGCAAGAGGAGCUCCAGGGUUCUUGAAACCUGAAGCCCUGGUGAAGUAUGUGGGCGAAAUGGAUUCCAUAACUCAACAACAAAUGCAAACUUUAUGGGAAGGGAAAGAUGAAGUGAAGGCAUUUUCUCUAGCUAAGUCUCUAACUUUAACUCUUGCCUGUCGUUUUUUCAUGGGGACUGAGGAUCCUGAGCGUGUUGCCAGGGCGAUUUCCAGGUUUGAUGAUAUAAAGGUGGGGAUGCAUUCUGUUCCUGUGAACUUUCCAGGGACGAAUUUUCAUAAAGCGUGCAAAGCUGCAGCUGCAGUAAACGAGGAGUUAAUAAGCGUAAUUUGUGAGAAGAAAGCUGCAAUGGGUAGGGGAGAACCGAUGCGAGAUAUUGUAUCACAUAUGAUUAUGGCUUCAGAUGGAUCUGGGAAAGGCUCAGAGGUUGAGAUAGCAGAAAAAAUCUUGGGUUUGCUUGUUGCAGGAUAUAGCACUGUGGCUUCUGUCAUGACUUUCUUCAUGAAAUAUGUUGGAGAGAGGCCUGACAUGUACCAGAAAAUCCUUGCUGAGCAAAAAGAAGUCGCAGCAUCUAAGAAGCCUGGGGAGCUCCUAAAUUGGGAUGAUAUGCAAAAGAUGAAAUAUUCCUGGAAUGUAGUAUGUGAAGUGAUGAGACUCACACCAACUAUUCGAGGAACAUUUAGAGAGGUCAUGACAGAUUUUACUUACGCUGGUUACACCGUUCCCAAAGGAUGGAAGCUAUAUUGGACAGUGGAUUCAACAAACAUGAACCCUAAGUACUUCCCAGAUCCAGAAAAGUUUGACCCAUCAAGAUAUGAUGAAAAUAAUAAUUUACCUGCCUACGCCUUUACUCCAUUUGGAGUUGGUCCUCGAUCAUGCCCGGCGAAGGAGUAUUCUCGAAUGGCGAUACUCACUUUUAUUCACAAUGUGGUGAAGAAAUUUAAAUGGGAGAUGGCAAUUCCAGAUGAAAAAAUAACAGGCGACAUGAUGCCCUCUCCAGAACAAGGACUUCUAAUCCGUCUUUAUCAUCACUAAAUCGUUAAAGUUUCCAUUAAUAUAUAUGUCAAUACUACCGUGAUGUUAUUAGAAUAAUAUUAACGAUUGGAUUGAUACUUGUCGAAAAGACGAUCAUUAAUCCACGUUUAAGAUGGUCUGUUUACAUCAUGAAAAUGAUAUACAUAUGUUUAGUGCUUUCAAUAAACUUGUAAUUGAUGCUUAUCUUGUCUAAUGACGUUAUAAAAAUGAUACAAGUGCUUGCCAUUAUAUGUCAAAUAAUGAACUUGUA
This is a messenger RNA of Pistacia vera, 1724 nucleotides long. RefSeq names its product beta-amyrin 28-monooxygenase-like. Bases 41 to 1474 code for a protein of 477 amino acids. Gene Ontology annotation, biological process: sterol metabolic process. The record is from RefSeq and is a predicted model, not a curated record. Gene Ontology annotation, molecular function: oxidoreductase activity, acting on paired donors, with incorporation or reduction of molecular oxygen; heme binding; iron ion binding. The transcript is spliced from 3 exons. NCBI's taxonomy places the organism in Eukaryota, Viridiplantae, Streptophyta, Magnoliopsida, Sapindales, Anacardiaceae.